UUUUGAUUUGGCAUAGGGGACAUUUCACUCAAAUCAUCACUCCUGUUCGUGAUCCUUCUUUACUCUGCAAAACCCAAAUUCUGCAGAGCAUAGAAAGAAGAUUGCAUUAAUGUGGAUAUAUAUGCCCUUAAGGGAUCUCCAGUUUCGAUUCAAUUUCAUGAUUGCUAAAUUCUGUUUUGACAGCCGUAUAUUUUGAAUUCACUUAUCGAAUCCGCAUUUCGCAAGAUUUUGGGUAGUCUUGAAGACAGCAAAAGAGUUGAACAUCUGUUGAUUUUUGCGGAAUUACAUUGAAUUAGAUUGGUUUUUAUUAUUUGGUCGGACAUUUAUUUUAAUACUAAGUGUGAGGGGGAAGAUUUUCCAAAGAAAAUAAGAAAUAUACAUAAUGGCCGAUGUGGCAGCUCUAGUAGAGAUCUCCGGAUCCAGAUUUAGUGAUUUGGAGCUCAUCGGAAGAGGGUCCUUUGGCGAUGUUUAUAAGGGGUUUGACAAGGAGUUAAACAAGGAAGUUGCCAUAAAAGUCAUCGAUUUAGAAGAAUCAGAGGAUGAAAUUGAGGACAUUCAGAAGGAAAUCGCUGUUCUUUCUCAAUGUCGAUCUCCAUAUAUUACGGAGUAUUAUGCUUCUAUUCUGCACCAGACUAAGCUAUGGAUAAUAAUGGAAUACAUGGCUGGGGGUUCCGUUGCUGAUCUGAUUCAACCAAACCAGCCGCUGGAUGAAGUCUCUAUAUCUUGCAUCUUACGGGAUUUGCUUCAUGCAAUCGAAUAUCUUCACAGUGAAGGGAAAAUUCAUCGAGAUAUCAAAGCUGCAAACAUUUUGUUGACCGAGACUGGUGAUGUUAAGGUUGCAGAUUUUGGUGUUUCUGCUCAAUUAACAAGGACAAUUUCAAGAAGAAAGACAUUUGUAGGAACACCAUUCUGGAUGGCUCCAGAAGUAAUUCAGAACUCUGAAGGAUACAAUGAGAAGGCUGAUAUAUGGUCUCUAGGAAUAACUGCAAUUGAGAUGGCAAAAGGGGAACCUCCACUUGCGGACCUCCAUCCCAUGAGAGUUCUAUUUAUUAUACCUCGAGAGAAUCCACCACAGCUAGAUGAGCACUUUUCUCGUCCUCUGAAGGAAUUCGUAUCAUUGUGUUUGAAGAAGAAUCCCACAGAGAGGCCAAGUGCAAAGGAACUUCUAAGGCAUCGUUUUAUCAGAAAUGCAAGGAAGAGUCCGAGGCUUUUGGAGAGAAUCAGAGAGCGCCCAAAGUUCAAAAUUGAUGAAGAGAGUCCUAAAAAUGGUCCAACACCUUUGGGGGAGGCUUCUGGAACUGUGAAGGUGACAAGAGAUUCUGGAGUUGAAGAUACCAUUCAAAACAGUGGUCAGGCAACGGGUCUGAGAAAUGCUGGAUGGGAUUUCAGCAUUGGCGGAUCAACUGGCACGCAAACCUCACGAAAUGUAGUAAGACCACCUCAGGUUAGAGAUAGGAAGUUAGAGGUUCCGUCAAAUCAACCAACCUCUAGAAAAAAUUUAGAGAGUUAUAAUAAAGGGUCUUCUGCUUCUGGAACUAUGCUUUAUACUUCAUCAGAGGUCUCCACGAGAAAAGAGGCUAACCAUGAAAUGAAGCAAGAAAGCUAUCUUGAAGAUGAAGAAGCAAGCGGGACAGGAACUAUUGUCGUACGAUCUCCAAGAGUUCAGAUGUCCCUAAGUAACAAUAGUUUCAAGUCUAGCAGCGUGUUUACCUCUGUUGAAGAUGCUUCCAUCGGUGGCACUGUUGUUUACCGUGGGCAGCAUGAUGAUUCAGAUUCUCCCCGAACUCCGAAGUCUAGAUUGGGAAUUCAAGAAAGGACUUCUAAUGCAUCUGUUGAAGACAGUUCUAUAAACCUUGCAGAGGCAAAGGCUGCAAUUCAAGCAGGAGCAAGGAAAGGAAAUGUUAAGGAAAGGUCUAUGUUGGGCAAAGUCAAUAAAGACCUGCAGGAAAGCAGAAGUAUGGAACAAUCAUCAACAAGCUCUGAAUCGUCAAGACACUCUCGGGAUUAUUUUGAUGCACAAAAAGCAUUUUCUGGAUCACACCAAGCGAGUGAUGAUGAAGAUAAUGCAAGAACUGCUGCAGCAUCUUCAUCAGCUCCAUUAUCCCUGCUUCUUAUCCCAUCACUUAAAGAGGCGAUUGCUGAUGAUUCAGGAGGGUCAGUUUUCCAGACAGUGGCAAACUCUGUAAUGGAUAUGGAACAUUCCAAGCCCGGUUCGUCUGAACUACUCGUCACUGGGUUGCUUCAGCGACUGUCAAGUUCAAACGAAAAGUCACUGAAGGACCUUCAGGAGCUUGCAUCCCGCAUCUUUGCAAAGGGCAAGACUGAAAUACCAGCUACAAAUGCGGAAACCGAUAGCAAGAAAAAGCAGCAAAAUAAGGAGCUUCAUUCAAAUGCCAAUAUGAGCCCACUUGCUAGGUUCUUGCUCUCAAGAUGGCAAGGCCAUGUUUCUCGAGAUCUAAAUACUUGAAACAUGAGGUUAGAUAAUUAUUUUUUUGAGUUAUAAUUUGUGUUCUUAUUUUCAGAAUUUAAAUUGAAUAAAUGUAAAUAUCAUUUAAAGAAACUGUUAACUUAUAUUUCCAAUCAUUUUUGUUCUUUUCUUGGUCAUAUAGUUGGUGUACAUUUAGCUUUUGCUAAUUUGAUUUAUCUAUGUGAGAAUAUAAAAGAAAAUUGCGGUUC
Molecule: messenger RNA, 2676 nt
Organism: Olea europaea var. sylvestris
Lineage: Eukaryota; Viridiplantae; Streptophyta; Magnoliopsida; Lamiales; Oleaceae
Product: germinal center kinase 1-like
Exons: 21
Coding region: 383-2467 (694 amino acids)
Biological process (GO): protein phosphorylation
Molecular function (GO): protein kinase activity; ATP binding
Source: RefSeq, a predicted model, not a curated record